Molecule: messenger RNA, 912 nt
Organism: Pisolithus orientalis
Lineage: Eukaryota; Fungi; Basidiomycota; Agaricomycetes; Boletales; Pisolithaceae
Exons: 4
Coding region: 226-696 (156 amino acids)
Source: RefSeq, a predicted model, not a curated record
UCUCACUCUUGGUAUACCUCCUAUCGUGGAUCCCUGGCGGACAGUUCGAAAAGAGUUCAACAGAGUGCUGCGCUCUUGCGAGAACGGUGCUGGACGAUCCUGUAACGUAUGUGCAGGAUAGAAUAGCAAGUUUUGCGGCAGCUACGUAAAUUCAGACAUCAAAGUCUUAAUAUCUCGCAGGCAGCUGGCACGCCAACGACGUCAUUUGUGGGUGACUUAUUCGAGAUGGAAUCUGGGAAGGAUUUGGCUUCCUCUGAAGAUGAGUUCAUCAAAGCAGUGGCAGCCACUGUACUCCUUGCACAAGUAGAGCAGAAACAACAUCAUUCACACUCCUUCUCUUCCUCCUUGCUGUGGUGUUAUAUUCAGAGGCGCAGGCCAAAGCUCAAGAGAUCGAUCGCAUGGUUUGAGAUACCCGUCUGCCCGAGUUCAGGGAUAGCUUACGCCGAGGCUGUACUUUUGGAGAGCUGGCGGUGGCAUUCAGGCCUCAUCGACACUCUAGCAGUGCUUCCAUGCACGACAACGACGGCAAACGUUUUUCACGGCAUGUAUAUACCAAAAGGCAAGUCAUAUGCUUCGAUAGUUAUGCUGCAUCUCGCUCGCCUUCAUGUAGGUGUGACUGUGCUAAUCAAUUUUGGUUCGGACUUGUUUUUCUACGGUUCGACAAAUGUCUUCAAUUCCUGUGACCAAUGGCGAUAACGCGGAAUGAAAUGCAUUACCCAAAUCCCGCUGCAUUCGACCAAGCACCUAACUGUUGGUGGAAUGCUUAGUCAAAGUACGACCUCCCCAUAUAUUGGACUCGAUCGGUGGGCUUGUUAUUUGCAUAUGAGAGAGAGAAACAGCGCCGGACAUAGGUGGAAUUCAUAGCCGCAUCUGCUCAGGCAGGCGUAUCGCAGACCAAAGCCUUUGAGCAGC